Messenger RNA from Penicillium subrubescens, 846 nucleotides. RefSeq names its product transcription factor kapC. The transcript is spliced from 4 exons. Gene Ontology annotation, cellular component: RNA polymerase II transcription regulator complex. Bases 1 to 846 code for a protein of 281 amino acids. Gene Ontology annotation, molecular function: DNA-binding transcription activator activity, RNA polymerase II-specific; transcription cis-regulatory region binding. The record is from RefSeq and is a predicted model, not a curated record. NCBI's taxonomy places the organism in Eukaryota, Fungi, Ascomycota, Eurotiomycetes, Eurotiales, Aspergillaceae.
AUGCAGCCGGCGUUGGCUCCAGCACCGCAUCCCAGUAUGCAGAACCCUGCUCAGGACCAUGCGGACCAGGUGCUCCAUGAUCAGCUUCUGGCUGCUCAGCACCAGAUGCACCGUCCCCAGGGUGGUCCUGGCCAGCAGCACCUGCAGCCUAACACUGCCAGCCCUCGUGACCAGGCCAACAUUGACCCUGCUAUCUCUGGCGCGAUGAUGGCUGCUGCUCCCCAGACCCCUACCCAGCCUCAGCAGGGCUCGCCUGAUGAUGGUUCCGCCAAGAGCUAUGGCAAGCGUGAGCUGUCGACCUCCAAGCGUGCUGCCCAGAACCGUGCUGCUCAGCGUGCUUUCCGCCAGCGGAAGGAAACCUACAUCCGCAAGCUUGAAGCUGAGAACAAGGGUGUUGAAGCUCUUCGCGAGCAGUUCAAGGGCCUUCUGCACGAGAACUACACCCUGCGUGAUUAUAUCCUCACCCUGCAGGGCCGCCUGAUGGAGUCCUCCCUUGACGUUCCAGAGGCUCCCCCAAACAUUGACCUCAGCCAGCCUCGUCAUGACCUGUCUAUGGCUGCUGCCGCCAUUCCCGACGCCGGUUCUACUGGCCAAGUCCCUGCUGCUCCUGCUCCCCAGCAGCCCCAGCACCCUCAGCACCCUCAGCACGCCGGUUCUGCAAACGAUGACAUGAACUCCCUGAACCGCAUUGCUGUCGCUGGCCUCGGUAUGCGCAAGCACCCGGACGACAACGCUUUCAUGGCCGGUAACUUCCAGCACAACAAGCGUGUUCGCGUCGACGACAACCAGGGCGAUGGCUCCGACAUGCCCAAGCAGGAGGCUCACCACGGUCUGCCAAUCGCUUAA